UACCCUCCUCAUAAUGAUGUUUCCUUGGAAUUUGUUCUCGCUGAGUUUGGUUGUUCGGUUUCUCACACUCACAGUGUCAGGUGUAGAAAUAUCCGUGUCCCCGACCAGCCUGAAUGAGGGAAGCACUCUGACGAUCACCUGUAGAGAACAGUCACUUUCACAAGAAGAUUUUCUGUAUAAACUAGGUCUACAGAAGGCCAAUGAUGCCGAGGGAUACAACAACCUCCUUGAAUAUAGUCUAAACCUUGAUUCAGGAUACCUGCUUAAAUGGGGAACUACUAUCGGUGAUAUUCAGCAGCGGGCUAAUGUUACCACGUCAUUUGAUGCUGGUGGGUUUUUUGAGCUGAGGAUACAUUCAGUCAGGUGUAGCGAUCCGGCCUCAUUCAGGUGUACCAUGACAUCAAGUGCCAGUGGGACGACUCUGUUUUCAAAUGUACAGAAUGUGUCUAUACAUGGUGUGACACAGAGUAUACAGGUUACAGGUGCUCAGGACUGCAGUACAUUCAUCGAUCCUGACUGUGCAAUGUGUCAGAACUUUGAUGAUAAGUCUGGAAUUCAACCCAAAUACGCCAAGAUGGGACAACCCUUAGAGCUGACCUGUUCUGGACAGCUGGCAACGCCACAGUCCCAGAACAAAGCUAUCUGGUACAAGCAGAAUGUGAAUGACCAACAGAAAGUGAUAAUUACUGUGAACAAAACAGACUUGGUGUAUGAUCCUCCGGCUCCAAAUGCCUGUACGGUUCGCGGAAGCUCCACUCUGACGUAUUACCCUCAGAUCACAGACCGUGAGCUGAGAAUCAGCUGUGAAAUCAGUUCUGGCAGCUCAGUUGAUACAGUCAGUGAUGAAAUGUCCAUCUGUGUUGAAGAUGUGACAUUCAGACCAACCCCUUCUGGGCCAGAUAAAUGUACAGAACUUCUGUAUAUGUAUUUCGUCGGAGCGAAAGCACUUGGCGAAGUUGUAAAUGGCUGUCCACCUGUCUGCCAGUUAUGUGAUAACAUGGCCGAGGUCAGUAAGCGGUUUGGAGGAGGAGAUAUUGCCGGGGCCGUACUGGGAGGAGCGUGCGGAGGAGCUCUGAUGGCUCUUCUCUUCACCUUCAUCAUACUCCACUGUACCGGUUACACACUCACAGGUUCAAAGGAGAACCGUGUGACAGAAGCAAGAAGGUAUGUCCAGCAGAGCCACCCGCCAAGACAACACCACUCAGAUCCAACAGUGACUCAAGAACCAGAAAGAGACGCAACCAUCAAUGAAGAUCCUAGCUGCGCAAUGGCAGAAGUGUCACCAGACUACUAUAAUGUUCAACAAGAUUCCACAGUCAAUGCCCCAUACCAGAUGAUAGAUCAUGCAGCUCAGUCCGCGCCAGCGCUGUAUGAAAGGAUGAACCCCACAAAUAACAAUGAUGGUGCCUAUGUUCAGCCUCGGAUGUGACCAGAGUAGCAACAGACGUCAUCUCUAUGACGUGUCCAGGAUCAACGUCACUGUGGACGCUUUAUGGGAUAUUAACAAUAUAUAAAUGUAGAUGUAAAUAAGAUGAUAUAUCCUGCAAAAUAUAGUUGCUAUAUAAAGUGAAGGAAUAUCUUUUUUGUAUUUGCUUUUCCUCUUGUUAAUUUUUAAUAAAUGAGAUUAGGUAAUAAUUUUUCAAUCUGUAUAACAUUUCUUGAAAUCUGUAUGAAUAUUGCUAUGUUAAUAUUGCAGCCGUUAACUUUAUUUAUCAUACUGUAAAACUGUAAUUGGCGAACAAUAGUGGGAUUUUUGUGCCCGCAAACUCAAGGCUUUUAUGUGAGUUGCCUCUGAUUCGUGUGAGAUGCCCCUUUCAAUAUCCCCACGCGCAGGCCCACCUCUGAUCCUUGGUUACGUGUCCACAUAAACACCAUCAAGCGCAAAACCACAUCUCAUCCCUGAUUACAUGCCCACAUGAAUAUCACCAAGCGCAAAUACACCUCUGAUCCCUGGCUAGGUGCCCACAUAAACAUCAUCAAGCGCAAACCCACAUCUGAUACUUGGUUAGAUGCCCUCAUGAAUAUCAUCAAGCGCAAACCCACAUCUGAUCCCCGAUUAGGUGCCUACAUAAACAUCAUCAAGCGCAAAACCACCUCUGAUACCUGGUUAGGUGAUCACAUAAAUAUAACCAGAAUUUCUCUCUUUUGACAACUUACUGGAAUCCACUUUCCAACUGAAACUUUAUUGUGCACCUGUCACAGAAUAUAUGCUUCAGUCUUAUGUUUGUUUUCCGCCUGGGAUAAUUUUAAUUCAUCUAUGAAUGCAUAUAUUUUCUUUUCCGAACACAGUUAAAAAUAAUUUUAAUUCGCCAUGGGAACAGCUUCUUCCCGCUUCCCAAACUGAUUUCUCAUCCUUUUCUGAAAAUAAAUUUCUACAUGCGCCUUCUAAUCAGUUUCGGUCUGAAACGAAGAUCUUCUUAACCCAUCCUGUUGUUAUUUCCGUCUUAUCUACAAAAAGAGGGCAACCUGCAUAGAAGAAAACUAAACGUGGAGAAAACGGUGUGAUAUAUUCGCUUUUACGACCCAAACUGUCUGUAUUAUAAAGAGAUGGCUUGUUCGAAAUACACGGCAGCUUAGCCGCACAAAAAAGUAACCAAAACCAGCAGAUUUUAUUUUACAACAAUUUAUUAGGUUUAACAAGAACAGAUCACAAGACUUUUACAAAUACUAAAGUACUUAAGUUUAACAAGAAAGGAUAGCAGUAUCUGUACAAAUACUAAAGUACUUACAUGUACAACAGUGUCAAGUCCAAACGGACGCAUAUAUUCCACAAUGCAUCAAUAUACACAGAGGCAAUAUUCAAAACAGGAAAAAUCCACAGUAUAACCUAGUGUAUGACGAAAUAUACACAAAAUUCCACACACAGGGUCCGUGUACUAAUAAGCACUGUGUACACAAGAGCACAAAUUAAAUAUACAAGUUCAGACUGGACAAGUGCUCGGUGGAGAUAGGAUAUAACAAAGCCAGAGGCUAUAAGAGACACCAAAAUUCAACACAAAAUGCCUACUAAGGUAACACACAGUGAAAGCAUCCAAAACUCUCAAUAAUUCUCCUUUCUCCCCUCUUUGACCUGCUUUCAUAGGUCUUAUAUAGACUGGUGGAAUUUUCUAGAAUAAGAAAAUUCCUGAACACUUGUUGUAAACAAACAGGCCCCGAACUGAGCGUAUUCUGGAACAUUCUAAGGUAGAGGCAGACAGCAGGCCCUGAACUCAGCAUAUGUAAACAGUGGCAAGCUAAAUUUAGAAGCUGACGGCAGUUGUUCACAUAACAUCGCUUACACGAAGGGGGGGGGGGGGGGGGCUGUAUUCAGUGAGAGGGUGAAGCUGUAUUCAAUGAGAUUAAAAUCGAUUGGUUUACUGAUUGUGAUUGCUGAGGAAAUUGCCAUGCUGGAAAAUGGGCGCUCCAUGUCGUACAGGUUUAUGUAAGCUUACUUUGAAAUGUUCUUUUUUAACAUAAUAUGGUAACGUAAUUUCUGUGCGGAAGAAAUAGAUUUUAUUCGCGGGAUAAAGUGAUUUUCUGUUAAGGAUUUUUUGUAAUUUUUAAUUAAAUCUGGUACAACGAAGAACCUUGAAAAAUACCAAAGAACAAUGGAAGUGUAUUGAAUUCAAUGCCAUUUAGAACAUGGUAAUAAUUUUCUCCUGUUGUAUUCGCUAUACAAUGGAUCAAAACGAAUGGUAAAUAUACUUUGCCAUCCGUUCAAACAAAAGAAAAGUGGUGGAAUUGUCAGCUUUGUUUGUUAUAAAACUUUUUUAUUUUGAACGACAACCUAACUUUCGUAACUUAUUACAUGUUUAUACAACGGUUUGUACGUGUUAACAAGGUCUUCAUCUACUGCGAAAAACAUCACACGAGAAAUGUCGACGCCUUGUUGCCACUCAGACCCCACCAACAUGCAGUGAGAACGGCGAAAUCUACAAUUUCCCUGCCCAAGGUGUUUGCCCUGUGGCCAUUCUUUCUAAAUCUGGAGUGGUUUUAGUUGAAUUGUAGCUCCAAGUUUUCGAAAGGUGAACUCCCUGUUAGGAUAAAACUGUUUCUGGGCAUUACAUGUGUUAAUACUGUACUAGUGGCUACUGCAGUAAGACUGUCGUCAGGUUUUCAUGGAAAUCACUAGCGUGUUUCAGACAUCUUAGCGGUAUCAAUAGAGACGGCCAAUCUCUGUAAAUAUUA
Liolophura sinensis is the source of this 4167-nucleotide messenger RNA. RefSeq lists its product as uncharacterized. Lineage: Eukaryota; Metazoa; Mollusca; Polyplacophora; Chitonida; Chitonidae. The transcript is spliced from 14 exons. The record is from RefSeq and is a predicted model, not a curated record. Bases 14 to 1429 code for a protein of 471 amino acids.